AUGCCGCGUGCCAAAGCCUUCGCCCCCCUCAGAGGGAACCAGGUUCUGGAUCCUUACAGGCGCCGUCUUGACCGCAUGGCUGAUGAGGACAUCCACCUCGAAUGCUACGUUGAUCACUGUGAGACAGUUCGGUUUGAUAAGAUCAUACUAUAUUCUGGAUGGUUGGCUGCCACUUCGACCAUCAUUGUUCGUUAUCUUCCGAAAUGCGUCAUGGGUCAGUUCGGCUACCAGCAGACCAUACCUCGCUUGCCUUCUGACUCUGGUCCUAUCGCCAUGACCCGUCGGCAGCUAGAUGAAAUCUUUGUAGACUGGGAGCACCACUUGGUACCUGCUGAGGCUCGGGCGACCACAUCAGAGAGGGACUGGAGCUGUGUCGACGGGUACAUCACCUGGUACUACAGAGUAUUGCAUCCAUACAUGCUUCCCACCGCACCUGGAUCCGUUUGA
Messenger RNA from Vicia villosa (hairy vetch), 447 nucleotides. RefSeq lists its product as uncharacterized. The transcript has a single exon. Lineage: Eukaryota; Viridiplantae; Streptophyta; Magnoliopsida; Fabales; Fabaceae. The record is from RefSeq and is a predicted model, not a curated record. The coding region runs from base 1 to 447 and encodes 148 amino acids.